CGGAAACAUUAAACAUAAUAGUUUACACGUUUAUCUCUAGAGGGCCAGGAUAUGGUAUAUGCAUAUAUAUAUGUACACAUAAACUGCAAAUUUGUAACAGAUUAUAUUAUUAAACGUAAAAGCAUGGAGUAUUGUAAAACAAGGAAUUGCCAUUCAAAUGUACAAUUUAAAACAACCUUUGUUACAUAUUAAUACUUUUUUACAUUUUAUCUUAAUGUAAUAGCGUGUAUGUUUUAAAUGUUAUCAGUUUUCGCGCGAAAAUUCACGCUCUGUACUUUCCCGCGUUUAAAGUGCAUUCCCGCGAAAAAGCGCGCUGAGCAAUACGUGAUACACAGUAAGUGCGUUUGGCACAAGCAACAUAUAAAGAAUUAAGUUUAAAGAAUAUUCUGUAUGUUGAAACUAAUGAAUUAAGAUUAUUGAAUGCAGAGUUUAAAGUGUAUUAACAAAAUUUUAUAUAAUUGUUUUGUAAACGAAACAUUGUUGGUUACAAAAUAACAAAAUAAGGAUGUUAAAAAGUUGACGUUAUAAAUUUUAUUUUUAAUGAAAAAUAAAAUUUGUUGAGUAUCAAAGAAUUUUUGUGUAGCUGUCUUGAAACGUAUAUAAAAUGUCAGGCAUUCAAACGACAAUUCCAUUCACUGUGAGGAAAAAGUGCUCAUUUUAUGGAAGCAAAAAUAAUGUAACAAAACAAGAUUUUACUGAUGCGACUGUCAGAGAGUCUUCUUACAAGUAUACACCAACUGUGAAAAAGGUUAUUACUUUGAGCAGUAGUGAAUCAGAUUCAGAUUCAGAUGUGGAAAAUGUGUUAGUGAAAAAUAAUAUAAAACUUUGCGAUAAAGAUGCCACUGUUCAAACUCCACGACAUACUAGGAAGUCUACUGAAUCUAAUGAAGAUCAUGGUUCAACACCUCCUAAACAAAAGAAAUUAUCAGUGCCAGUAUUGUCUCCAUCAACACCUUCUACCCUUUUUAAUAAGUUGAAUAUAAUGACAUCUCCUGAGAGAGAAGAAAAAUUAGCUCCUAAGAAAUUAUUUAGUUUUGAAAAGUAUCGAAAUGCCCGUAAAGCUUUACAUAGUUCAGUACCUGAAAAUUUACCUGGUAGAGAGAUGGAAUUACAACAAUUACAAGACUUUAUGACAGAACAUUUAAAAAAUGAAAGAUCAGGUUCUCUGUAUGUAUCAGGACCUCCUGGUACUGGAAAAACAGCAUGUCUUUCUAAGUUAAUGUUAAAACCUGAGUUUAAAUCACAAUUCAAAGUUGUUUACGUUAAUUGUACAACUAUGAAAUCUGCUACUACGAUCUAUGCAAAAAUUAUUCAAGAGCUAGGUUUAUCCACUCCAAAAACUGUGAAGGACAAGAAACUAGCUAUUGAGAAAUAUUUAAUCUCUAAACAUAAAAUGUUAUUAAUGAUUUUGGAUGAAAUAGAUCAACUAGAAAGUAAAAAUCAAUCUGUUUUAUAUUCCAUUUUUGAAUGGCCAUCGAUAUGCAAUUCAAAAUUAAUUUUGGUUGGCAUUGCUAAUGCCUUAGAUUUAACAGAUAGAAUAUUACCUAGAUUACAAGCUAGAUGUGAAUUGAAACCAAAGUUAAUGCAUUUUUCACCAUAUACAAAGCAGCAAAUAUGUAACAUAAUAUCAGAGAGAUUAAGUGAAGCAAAAGUAUCUGAUUUAUUCACUGGACCUGCAAUACAGAUGUUAUCUGGUAAAGUUGCUGCUAUUUCUGGAGAUAUUAGGAGAGCACUGGAUAUUAGUAGAAGAGUAAUUGAGUUUGCAGAAUCUCAUAAAUUGGAACAAGUGUUGCAACCAACAAAUAAUAAAAUAGAAACAGGUAUGGGUAGUCCCAAGAAACAACCACCAGGAGAUAAGCCAGUAGACUUGAAAGAAAUCAUUACAGUUUUAAAUGAUGUCUAUGGAGGAUCUCAAAAUAUUGAAAAAGAAGAAAGCACAUUUCCUUUACAACAAAAAUUAUUAUUAUGUUCUCUUUUACUCAUUUUAAAUAAGGGAAGAAUUAAAGAUGUAACAGUGGGAAGAUUGCAUGAAGUAUACAAGAAAGUUUGCAGGAAACGGAAUAUUCAUGCUGUUGAUGCAUCAGAGUUUUUCAGUUUAUGCUCGUUGAUAGAAACUAGAGGUAUUUUAAAAUUAAUAAGGAAAAAGGAACCUCGUUUAUCGAAGAUUAAUUUGGAAUGGGACCAAGAAGAAUUAGAUGCAGCUUUACAAGACAAAAAUAUGAUGGCGGAAAUUAUCAAUGAUGUGACUUGUUUAUAGAUAUUAUGACUUAAACUGUUACUGUUUGUUAGAUUGUAUAUUUUUUGUUAAGCACCAUAAGACUAUAUUUUUAUAACAAUAUAUGACAAUCAUUUUAUAAUACGUAAUUUAUAAAUCUGUAUGUUUUAUUAAGUUAUUAUAUUUUUAAGUCCAUAUAGUCUGUUGCAGUAUGCAACAUGCAUAUGAAAAUUGUAUGUGUGAUGUUAUAUUACAUUUUUUCGAAUAUUUGUAAAAAGUAAACGUAAAGUACGCAAUAAAGUGACUUGCUUCUAAAAGUAAGCAUCUACUUUUGAAAAUUAUA
Messenger RNA from Megachile rotundata (alfalfa leafcutting bee), 2558 nucleotides. RefSeq names its product Cell division cycle 6 (gene Cdc6). The record is from RefSeq and is a predicted model, not a curated record. Gene Ontology annotation, cellular component: nucleus. Lineage: Eukaryota; Metazoa; Arthropoda; Insecta; Hymenoptera; Megachilidae. Gene Ontology annotation, biological process: cell division; mitotic DNA replication checkpoint signaling; DNA replication initiation. Gene Ontology annotation, molecular function: DNA replication origin binding; ATP hydrolysis activity.